This is a messenger RNA of Pyrus x bretschneideri (Chinese white pear), 1357 nucleotides long. RefSeq names its product short-chain dehydrogenase TIC 32 B, chloroplastic-like. Bases 110 to 1078 code for a protein of 322 amino acids. The record is from RefSeq and is a predicted model, not a curated record. NCBI's taxonomy places the organism in Eukaryota, Viridiplantae, Streptophyta, Magnoliopsida, Rosales, Rosaceae. The transcript has 8 exons.
UGUUCUUGUGCUUUUGACAGAAAGGAGAAGGAAAAAAAAUAAAAGAACUCUGAGCUUCUCUGGAGUUUUGUUAUUGGUUGGUUGGUUAAUUUUGUGAGAUUUUUGGGAGAUGGGUUUCUUUGCAUUGGUGACGGGAAAGCGAGGGCCAAGUGGAUUUGGAUCAGCUUCCACUGCUGAGCAGGUUACUGAAGGAGUUGAUGCAUCCAACGUCACCGCCAUUGUUACUGGAGGGGCUAGUGGGAUUGGGUUGGAGACUGCAAGGGUGUUGGCACUCCGCGGAGCUCAUGUCAUCAUCGCCACCAGAAACCUUGAGGCUGCAAACGAAGCUAAACAGCUUAUUCUUAAAGACAAUCAAACUGCUCGAAUCGAUAUUCUGAAACUUGACCUCUCCUCUAUCAAGUCUGUUAGAGCAUUCGUCGAUAGUUUCAACGCUCUCGAUCUCCCUCUCAACCUCUUAAUAAACAAUGCUGGUGUUAUGUUCUGCCCCUUCCAGCUUUCAGAAGAUGGAAUAGAGAUACAAUUUGCAACCAAUCAUCUUGGUCAUUUUCUGUUAACAAACCUUCUGCUUGAAAAAAUGAAGACUACAGCUAAAACUACUGGUGUAGAAGCCAGAAUUGUGAAUUUGUCAUCAAUUGCUCAUACAAGCACUUACGAAAGCGGGAUUCGAUUCGACAGGAUCAAUGAUCCAGAUAGUUACUCCACGUUAAAUGCAUACGGCCAGUCCAAAUUAGCAAACAUACUGCAUGCCAAUGAGCUCUCUCGUCGAUUGCAGGAAGAAGGGGUGAGCAUUACAGUCAACUCUGUCCACCCAGGAUUGAUCACGACACGUCUCAUGAGGCAUAGUCCUCUUUUGAUGAAGGCUUUUAAGAUGUUCACCUUUUGCAUGUGGAAGAAUGUACCUCAGGGAGCAGCCACAACAUUGUACGUGGCACUGCACCCAAAGUUGAAAGGUAUAAGCGGAAAAUACUAUGUCGACUGCAAUGAGACGAAACCCAGCAAAGAUGCUGGUGAUGAAAACUUGGCUAAAAAGCUUUGUGACUUCAGCAACAAGUUGAUUGAUGGAGCUUCCAAAAUCUGAAUCUAGGAAGCAUCCUGUGUUAAAUCUGCGACAACAUUAUUAUAUGCAAAGGCUUGAGAGAAACUUACAUACCAUCGAAAUGUUAAAGUCUACAUAUUAUUAAGUGAUUAAUUUGAAAUACAGUCGUUUUGUCAUAUUAAUUGUUUGAAUGUUAUUUCCCAUAAGGAAUAAGCCGUUUGUUGGAUAAUAUAGGUGCCAUUAGGGUCAUAGUGAUUGUCAUAAUUAUUUAGUUUUAAUGUUAGUUUAAAUUGAAAUUUUGCUUUGGAGUGAACUCCUUGU